UAAUUGAGAAAAAAUAGUAAAGACGGAAAGAUAGGAAAGAGAGUUUAACUUAGUACUACCCAAGUCUUGUUAUAUCAACCUAACUAAAAACUGUCCUUUGAGAGAGCCUCACUAAUAACUCUCCAGCCUAGCUAACCAGACCAAACCUACACUAUUUAUCUCACUCUCUUGCUACAUGUAUGUUAUAACUCACUAAACAAUGGACAGCCAGCAGCCCACACACUCUCCUUCAGUCAGAUUUUACAGUAGCCACUGCCAGGCCACCCUCAGGAAACUUUCUCCCAACUGCUUGCCUUUAUCUCUCACAGUCCAACUGUCAUUCUUACCUCACUUCCUCUCUGAGAGCAGAUUCUAUUUCCUUUAAUUAUGGGCUGGUCUACAUGGUAACAGAAGCUCUUAUCUUUGGGCCUGGCUCUCUGUCCACUGAGCAAGCCAGCUCUUUCCCCAGUUAAAUUAGAGCAAGGGAUUAAGAAUUCCCUUUUACACUGGCUAAACAGGCAAUAAUGACCAAAGAGAGGAUGGAGAGUGAAGAGGAGUUCAGGAGGGCUUCCUGGAGGAGGGAGCCUGGAGUCCCAGAGAUGACCUUUGAGAGGGACAGACUCCCAGACCAGGAGGCGGUGACGUUCAAGGAUGUGACUGUGGACUUCACCCAGGAGGAGUGGUGCCUCUUGUCCCCUCCCCAGAAAGAGCUGUACAAGGAGGUGAUGCUGGAGAAUGCCCAGAACUUGAUCUCUGUGGGACUUCCAGCUCCCUCAGAAGAAGUGAUCUCUUAUUUGGAGCAGAGGGAAACCCCAUGGAUGCUGGAGCAAGAAGACCUGAGGAGCUUCUACCCAGAAAGAGAGAUCAGACCUGAAAUGAAGGUGAAUCCAAUAGAAAUGAACCUUCCUCUGGAAAAAAUGGACCUAGAAAGAUUUGUGAGUGAUGGUCCUGAUAACUUUGAUUUCAGAGAAUUCUUUGUUGCACCUCAAAAUUCAUCUCAUAUUGAACAUCAAAGAAUAUACCCUGAAGAAAAAUCUAGUGAAAGUAAUCUGUAUGGAAAGACUUUUAUGCACAGGGCCAAUCUUGCUGUACAUCAGAGAAUCCACUAUGGUGAGAAACAUUAUGAAUGCAAGCAAUGUGGAAAGAUAUUCCCAUCUAACUCCAAUCUUGUUGUACAUCAAAGAAUCCACACUGGCGACAAUCCUUAUGAAUGCAAGCCGUGUGGAAAGAAAUUCAGUCAGAGGUCCCAUCUUGCUAUACAUCAGAGAAUAUACACUGGGAACAAACCUUACGAGUGUAAGCAAUGUGGAAAGGUUUUUACAACUAACUCCAGUCUUGCUGUACACCAGAGAAUCCACACUGGGGAGAGACCUUAUGAAUGUAAGCAGUGUGGAAAGACAUUCAGUCAGAACUCCAAUCUUGCUGUACACCAAAGAAUCCACACUGAUGAGAGACCUUAUAAAUGCAAGCAGUGUGGAAAGACAUUUAGUCAGAGGCCCUAUCUUGCUGUACAUCAGAAAAUCCACACUAGGGACAAACCUUAUGAAUGUAAGCAGUGUGGAAAGACAUUCAGUCGGACCUCUAAUCUUGCUGUACACCAGAGAAUCCACACUGGGGAGAGACCUUAUGAAUGCAAGCAGUGUGGAAAGACAUUCACAGAUAAGUCCAAUCUUGCUGUACAUCAGAGAAUCCACACUGGGAACAAACCUUUUGAAUGCAAGCAGUGUGGAAAGACAUUCAGUCAGACGUCCCAUCUUGCUGUACAUCAGAGAAUUCACACUGGGGAGAGACCUUAUAAAUGUAAGCAGUGUGGAAAUACAUUCAGUCAGAGAUCCUAUCUUGCUGUACAUCAGAGAAUCCACACUGGGGAGAGACCUUAUGAAUGCAAGCAGUGUGGAAAGACAUUCAGUCGGAGCUCCAAUCUUGCUGUACAUCAGAGAAUCCACACUGGAGAGAGACCUUAUGAAUGCAUGCAAUGUGGAAAGACAUUCCCAUCUAACUCCAAUCUUGCUGUACAUCAGAAAAUCCACACUGAGGAGAGACCCUAUAAAUGUAAGCAGUGUGGAAAGACAUUCAGUCAGAGAUCCUAUCUUGAUGUACAUCAGAGAACCCACACUGGGGACAAACCUUAUGAAUGCAAGCAGUGUGGAAAGACAUUCAGUCGGAGCUCUAAUCUUACUGUACAUCAGAAAAUCCACACUGGGGAGAGACCUUAUAAAUGCAAGCAGUGUGGAAAGACAUUUAGUCAGAAGUCCUAUCUUGCUGUACAUCAGAGAAUCCACACUGGGGACAAACCUUAUGAAUGUAAGCAGUGUGGAAAGACAUUCAUUUGGAGGUCCCAUCUUGCUGUACAUCAGAGAAUCCACACUGGGAACAAACCUUAUGAGUGUAAGCAAUGUGGAAAGGUUUUCACAGCUAACUCUAAUCAUGCUGUACACCAGAGAAUCCACACUGGGGAGAGACCUUAUCAAUGUAACCAUUGUGGAAAGACAUUCAGUCAAAGGUCGCAUCUUGCUGUACAUCAAAGAAUCCACACUGGGGAGAGACCUUAUGAAUGUAAGCAGUGUGGAAAGACAUUCAGUCGGAGGUCCCAUCUUGCUGUACAUCAGAGAAUCCACACUGGGAACAAACCUUAUGAGUGUAAGCAAUGUGGAAAGGCAUUCAGUCAGAGGUCCCAUCUUGCUGUACAUCAGAGAAUCCACACUGGGAACAAACCUUAUGAGUGCAAGCAAUGUGGAAAGGUUUUCACAGCUAACUCUAGUCUUGCUGUACAUCAGAGAAUCCACACUGGGGACAAACCUUAUGAAUGCAAGCAAUGUGGAAAGACAUUCCCAUCUAACUCCAAUCUUGCUGUACAUCAGAGAAUCCACACUGGGGAGAGACCUUAUGAAUGCAAGCAGUGUGGAAAGACAUUCAGUCAGACGUCCCAUCUUGCUGUACAUCAGAGAAUCCACACUGGGGAGAGACCUUAUAAAUGUAAGCAGUGUGGAAAUACAUUCAGUCAGAGAUCCUAUCUUGCUGUACAUCAGAGAAUCCACACUGGGGAGAGACCUUAUGAAUGCAAGCAGUGUGGAAAGACAUUCAGUCGGAGCUCCAAUCUUGCUGUACAUCAGAGAAUCCACACUGGAGAGAGACCUUAUGAAUGCAUGCAAUGUGGAAAGACAUUCCCAUCUAACUCCAAUCUUGCUGUACAUCAGAGAAUCCACACUGAGGAGAGACCUUAUGAAUGCAAGCAGUGUGGAAAGACAUUUGGUCGGAGGUCCCAUCUUGCUGUACAUCAGAGAAUCCACACUGGGGAGAGACCUUAUGAAUGUAAGCAAUGUGAAAAGACAUUCAGUCGGAGGUCCCAUCUUGCUGUACAUCAGAGAAUCCACACUUGGAAAAAACUUUAUGACUGUAAGCAAUGUGGAAAGGCAUUCAAUCAGAGGUCCCAUCUUGCUGUACAUCAGAGAAUCCACACUGGGAACAAACCUUAUGAGUGUAAGCGAUGUGGAAAGGUUUUCAUGGCUAAUUCCAAUCUUGCUGUACACCAGAGAAUCCACACUGGGGAGAGACCUUAUGAAUGUAAGCAGUGUGGAAAGACAUUCAGUUGGAGAUCCUAUCUUGCUGUUCACCAGAGAAUCCACACAGUGGGCAAACCUCAUGAUUGUAAGCAGUGUGGAAAGACAUUCCCAUCUAACUCCAAUCUUGCUGUGCAUCAAAGAAUCUACACUGGGAACAAGCCUUAUGAGUGUUAGCAAUAUGGAAAGAUUUUCAGAGUGAGCUCCACUCUUGCUAUGCAUCAGAGAAUCCACCCUGGGGUGGAACCUUAAAAGUGCAAGCUAUGUGGAAAGAUGUUCACAUGCAGCUCUAGGCUUGCUAUUGUGUAAAGGACAUUUACCCUCCCAACCUUUCUGGGGCAGUGUACCUGGAAUGACCCUGAACUUGACUCAGAUGUAAGGAUUGCAUGAUGGAAAUCAUUGAGUGAGGAGAGGAUUGUAGCAGGAAAGGUAGCAAUAGAGUCAAAAGAGAGACCAGGAUACAGGGGCAGAGUGAUGUCUCUUGGACUGCCCCCAGGCAAAAUAGAAAGCUAUGGUUGUCUCCUGAGAUAAGAUUUGUGAGUUAAUGGGCAGAGAAAAGGUUUGAUAAACCAAGGCAAGAGAAGAUAUCCAGCUCUUCUCUUUGAAGCUUAUUGCUGGUUGGACUUCCCUGUGAGCAUGGCUAGUGUACCCUAAUAGUUGGCCCAGAAUAGCAAACUAAAUGGAGCAGUGAGGGAAGUAUAUCUCCUAAUUUUCCAAUUUUUUCACCUACUACCUUAGAUUAAAUAAAAUUAAUUCAAGGCCAA
Molecule: messenger RNA, 4303 nt
Organism: Monodelphis domestica (gray short-tailed opossum)
Lineage: Eukaryota; Metazoa; Chordata; Mammalia; Didelphimorphia; Didelphidae
Biological process (GO): regulation of DNA-templated transcription
Source: RefSeq, a predicted model, not a curated record